Molecule: messenger RNA, 11163 nt
Organism: Chroicocephalus ridibundus (black-headed gull)
Lineage: Eukaryota; Metazoa; Chordata; Aves; Charadriiformes; Laridae
Gene: FER
Product: FER tyrosine kinase
Exons: 20
Coding region: 216-2684 (822 amino acids)
Biological process (GO): chemotaxis; Fc-epsilon receptor signaling pathway; regulation of mast cell degranulation
Molecular function (GO): ATP binding; non-membrane spanning protein tyrosine kinase activity
Source: RefSeq, a predicted model, not a curated record
CGUGCGCCUGGUGGGGCCGUGACGCCCGCGGUGGCGGAGGGGCUCGGCUUGUCAGAGUCCCCAGAAAAUAAAAAUAUAUCUCAGAAAGUGAAAAUCAGAAGAAGUAGCUGCUGACAUAAAGAGAAAUGUACUAAAGAUAAUUUCUUGAGGAAGAUGUUUUAAGAUGUGGUGAAGAGCCUGUGUUUUCCCCUGUGCAGUGUAUAGUGCCUUAAAAAAUGGGGUUUGGAGGUGACCUGAAGUAUUCUCAUGAUGCUUUAUUAAAACUGCAAGACUGGGAACUGCGACUGCUGGAAACAGUGAAGAAAUUCAUGGUAAUGCGAGUAAAAAGUGAUAAGGAGUAUGCCUCCACUUUACAGAAUCUUUGUAAUCAAGUAGAUAAAGAGAGCACUUGUCAAUUGGAUUAUAUCAGCAAUGUCUCCAAGUCUUGGUUGCUUGUGGUACAGCAAACAGAACAGCUGAGCAAAAUAAUGAAGACACAUGCAGAGGAUCUUAAUUCUGGGCCUUUGCAUAGGCUUACGAUGAUGAUCAAAGAUAAGCAGCAAGUUAAGAAGAGUUACGUAGGUGUUCAUCAGCAAAUUGAAGCAGAGAUGUACAAGGUCACAAAGACAGAACUAGAGAAACUAAAAUCUAGCUAUAGACAACUAAUAAAAGAAGUAAAUUCUGCCAAAGAAAAGUAUAAAGAAGCUGUGGCUAAAGGAAAGGAGACUGAGAAAGCCAAAGAUCGGUGUGACAAAGCCACUAUGAAGCUUCAUAUGUUGCAUAAUCAGUAUGUAUUGGCACUGAAAGGAGCACAGUUACAUCAGCACCAGUAUUAUGAUACUACGCUUCCUCUGUUGCUUGAUUCACUACAGAAGAUGCAAGAAGAAAUGAUUAAAGCCCUAAAAGGAAUCUUGGAUGAGUAUAGCCAGAUCACCAGUCUUGUAACAGAAGAGAUUGUGAAUGUCCAUAAAGAGAUCCAGACCUCGGUUGAACAGAUAGAUCCUAACUCUGAGUAUAAUGACUUCAUAGAUACUCACAGGUCGUCAGAAGUAGUUGAACAAGAAAUAGAGUUUGAUACAUCUUUACUAGAAGAAAAUGAAAACCUUCAAGCUAAUGAGAUCAUGUGGAAUAAUCUAACAGCAGAAAGUUUACAAGUAACGUUAAAAACAGUAAUAGAAGAACUGAUUCAGACACAGCAAACCCUUUUGAGCAAAGAGGAACAUGUGUUGGAACUGGAGAAAAAAAUAGAAGAGUCCUCUAAGACUUGUGAAAAGAAGUCUGAUAUUGUACUCUUGCUGAGCCAAAAGCAAGCACUGGAAGAACUUAAGCACACAGUUCAGCAAUUAAGAUGCUCUGAGGCAAAGUUUGCAGCCCAGAAGGAACUACUGGAACAAAAGGUGCAAGAGAAUGAUGGGAAAGAGCCACCACCUGUAGUGAAUUAUGAGGAAGAUGCCAGAUCAGUGACUUCUAUGGACAAGAAGGACAAAGUCUCAAGAUUUGACACUAUACGUCAUUCCAUAGCUGGAAUUAUAAGGUCUCCAAAAUCCAUGUUGGGCUCAUCGUCGUUCUUUGAUGUAAUAUCAACCACUGAGAAACCAUUGGCUGAGCAAGACUGGUAUCAUGGUGCAAUUCCAAGAAUAGAAGCCCAGGAGCUAUUAAAACAGCAAGGAGACUUCUUGGUGCGAGAGAGCCACGGGAAACCUGGUGAAUAUGUCCUUUCUGUGUUUUCAGAUGGACAACGGAGACACUUUAUCAUACAAUAUGCUGAUAAUCAGUAUCGGUUUGAAGGAACUGGGUUUCCAACUAUUCCUCAGCUCAUAGAACAUCAUUACACAACAAAGCAAGUUAUUACAAAGAAAUCAGGUGUUGUUCUCCUGAAUCCUGUUGUUAAGGACAAGAAAUGGGUUCUCAAUCAUGAAGAUGUCACAUUGGGAGAACUACUGGGCAAAGGUAAUUUUGGUGAGGUGUAUAAGGGAACAUUAAAGGAUAAAACUCCUGUUGCUGUAAAAACUUGUAAAGAAGAUCUUCCUCAGGAACUGAAAAUAAAAUUUCUGUCAGAAGCCAGAAUACUCAAACAGUAUGAUCACCCUAAUAUUGUAAAACUUAUAGGAGUUUGCACACAACGACAGCCUAUUUAUAUUGUUAUGGAACUUGUUCCAGGAGGUGAUUUCCUGUCCUUUUUAAGAAAAAAGAAGGAUGAGCUAAAAACCAAGCAGUUGGUGAAAUUUUCAUUAGAUGCUGCUUCUGGUAUGGCAUAUCUCGAAUCUAAAAAUUGUAUACAUAGGGACCUGGCUGCAAGGAACUGUUUGGUAGGUGAAAGCAACAUUUUGAAAAUAAGUGAUUUUGGAAUGUCCCGGCAAGAAGAUGAUGGCGUGUACUCAUCGUCAGGCCUAAAGCAGAUUCCUAUCAAGUGGACUGCUCCAGAAGCACUCAACUAUGGGAGAUACACAUCUGAGAGUGAUGUAUGGAGCUUUGGAAUCCUCUUGUGGGAGACCUUCAGUUUAGGAGUAUGUCCGUACCCUGGAAUGACCAACCAACAAGCACGAGAACAAGUCGAGAAAGGCUACCGAAUGUCAGCACCACAAAAAUGUCCAGAAGAAAUAUAUAAAAUAAUGCAGAGGUGCUGGGACUACAAACCAGAAAAUCGGCCAAAAUUCAGUGAGAUGCAGAAAGAGCUGGCUUCAAUCAAAAAGAAAGUAACAUAGUGAUAAACAACAAGCGCCAAACUCUAAGUGUGGGACUUUAUUUUCCAGUGAAGUAAUUUUUUCCUCUCAAACACUAUGCAUUUAUACAACAUUAUUUGCAAUAUUCUUCUAGGAUUACUUUGAAAUUAACUGUUUUUUUAUAUACAUGUGUACCAUCUUGAAUGAUGUCUACACCUGCAUUAAAGACAUAUAUUACAAAAUGUUAUAUACCCAGUCACAGUAAUACCGUCAUUUAGGUUACAUGUAAAUAGAAAAACACAUACUAUAGAUUUAAGGGACUGUGGCUUCUAUCUAUUUUAUGGCAAGUAACUGCUAGUGACAUUUUGCAGAGGUUUUCUACUUUAAGCUGCCUUCUCACUCUGCUAUCCCUGUCCCAUAUGUCAACACCAGCAGCACUGUAAUGUGGUGACUGUCAUACUUGUUGGCCUUAAAACUGAAGACAGUUUUGACAAGUAUUUCAACUAGAAACUUUUAUAUUUUUUAAAUUCUUUCUGCGACUGGUAUUUUUAAGUGAUACUUUGGUUUAAGAAUGAAGGUUCGGUUUACUGAACAGUGAAAUCCAGAAUUUUCUUUUAUAGAAAACUGAGUUAAUCGUGCAUUUCUUCCCAUACUGUAGUAAAUACUUCUGACUUUUGAUGUGAUUUACUUAAACCAUGCUUUUUCUUCCUACAAAGCCAUCAGAAUUCAGUAAUAUAUUUCCACUACAAUGACUUAUGCUUAUUUAAGAAACAAAAAACCCAAUAUCACAUCUUGACUACAUAUGUUAAGAAAUACUGCAAAUCAUGUGCCUUCCAAAGAAUAUGUAAAAGCAGUAGGCCAACAGAAAGAAGUUUACUAAUGAUAGCAGCAGAUAACAAAUAUCAUUGAGCUUAGAGGAGUUAAAGAAUGUGAAUUGCUAGAUUUGCUUUUGAUCCUAUUUUUUCCUUAAAUUGCUAAUAAUUCUCAGAAUGCAGCUGAAGCCUAAAAAGUUUGUGCUAAGCAAAAGUACAUUCCAUGCAUAGUGUCCAAAGGAAAAUACUACUUCUGUAUGACAUAAGGAAAUUGUUCAAGAAGCCAAAAUAAAGAAGUAAGUUUAAAGCCUCUGACAGGCUGAGCAAGGUAAAGUAGAAAUACUAACCUUCUAACUUUUUUGAAUCAUUGCAAUCAGAUUUCAAACGACUGGGGAUAGGCAAGUUUUAAAUGCCACAACUAAUAAAAACCUUGUAUAUAUUUAAAAAAAAAUCUGCCAGAAAGAAUAAAAACUUACUAGGUAGGUGAGGGAGGAAGGGCACAGUUUGUUACUCUAGCUCUGGGUCCUCCUUGCAGCUGGAAUUAUUUUCUAGGGCCCUAGCUAGAAAUAGGAACAAGUUACAGUAUCCUGGUCUGAGUUCCAGAGUUAAGGUGCUUAAAAUUUUUCUAAGAAUUAACUAAAAUUUUUUGGAUUGAGGGAUGUCAGUUGCUGCUAAUGCAAGUAAGAAACAGGGGCUGUAAGUAACACAGCAUCUGGGAUGUUAAUUAGUCCUAUGUUUUAUUGUUAAAGUGGGAUUGAGAUGUAGUGAAGUCAGUGGCUACAUUACAUUUUCAUUUCUGUUCAGGUGACUUUUCUGUUGUCCACAACAUUUUUGCUCUCUAAAGUGUAUUUAUAGUAGUACUGCGUGGUAAUGUUUAAGGGCUAUGUGUGACCAAAAUAUGUGUAGUCUAGAAGAGUUUGUCUGUUACAUUGGAGUUAGUGUCCAAAUAAAACAAUGAAUGAUCAUGCUGGAGCACAUCACCUGCAUUUGAGGUGGAACUGUCAGCAUCCAAGUGUAAGGAAUGGUGAGUGCUUCUUGCAUUUCUUAAGUGAUUUUUUUCUUGGAGAUAAGGAAUCGUAUACAUACCCAUGAAAGUAUAGUGCUUAGAAAACUUGGUGGCAUAAAUUUAAACUUCCUUAUAAGCAUACUGGAUAUAUUUACUUAGUUCUGUGCUUCCAGGUAGCCCAAAGAUAUUUUUCAAGAGCAAUGUGAAACAUUCGUGAUAGUUUGUAUGCUUUUAAGUAGUACACAAAGUCUGUGCCUUAAUUUGCUAGUACGCUAAUGCAAGUACAAGUGUACUAAGAUUUAAGGAAUGUUCCACAGUAAUUUGGAAAAAUCCAAGAUUCAUCCAACAGCAGGUCCUUAUGUAUGCAUCACUAAAAUCUGCAAGUAAAGAUAGCGGUGUCUCCUCUAUCAGCAUUCAUAGCUUCUCUGGAGGAUUAAUAUUCUUCUUCUAUGAAAGAGGUGAACUGUUUCAUUGUUAUAUGCCCUCUUGACACCGAAGAGAUACUGUUUUAUUUUUAUAAAAUAAAAUACUGUUUUAUUUGUCUUAAAUUAACCGGUCACCAUCCGGACUCUCACGUAAAGAUUAAAAUUGUACGCAUAUUUUACUCUGAAGUAGUUAGCAUUUGUAAUUCAUAUCGCACUUCUGUUUAAAUUUAAAGACUUUUAAAAUGUGGGAUUUCUACAGCAGCAAGAAAAUUUAUUAUUAUUCCUGAAGUAGGUAUCAGUUCAGUUCAAAAAUAAUAACUCUCUGGGAGAAUACCAGAAUGAGUUUAUAGAUACAAAAUAAAUUUAAACACAGGUACAUGUCUCUACAGUUAUUUUUUUCUGUUUUCUUCUCAUUAAUUUGGCAGUUUGUGGCAGAACUUGUUCAUCAUGUCUGACUUGAAAUUAUUGCAAUUACACGAUUUAGGAAGUGGAAUCCAUACCUAUAGAUACUAUUUUUAAGUUUUUGUAAACUUCUCACGGGGGAGUUCACAAACAAAACUGCCAUACAAUGAAAUUUAAAAGAAAGACAUGGUAUGGAAGAACCAAAGCCGCCAUAUCUGCUUUCUGUGGACUUUUGAUGACUUAGUCUUGCAUUAUUCACAGGUUGUCAUUUGGCUCAUGUAUGGCCUUUAUCCCACACAACUUACAAAAAAGUUAAAACUGAAAUUCUUUUGCAACUGUAGUGGUUCGGGUAGAUUCUUACACCUGCAUUGUCCCAACCUGGGCGAGCCUGAUGGAAUCCUGCAUUUUUUACAAUGUUAAAUGGGAGAAACUGUGAAUAGUGUUAAGGCUUUGGUAGAAAUACCUCAGCCUGUUACAUGAGAUGGAAUUCAACAGUUUAUCUGUUAUUUUCAUCUUUUUCCAAGGAAUUUAUCAUUUUAAAAAAAAUUGUUUUGAGGACAAAAAAUGAAUCCUGGUUUGUUUUCAAUCGAAAUUAAGCAUAUGUGUUAGCCUCAGAGUUCAGUCAUCAGUGAAAUCAUAUGGAUUCAAAAGCAUUUCAAUUUUAUGGAAUUACAGUAGUGAAAAGUGUGUUGUCUGAAAAGAAAUCUUACUUCAACAAAGUGUGAUCUUGUAAAGUCAGCAUCCCACCAAGACAUUCUCUUUGCAAUGUACAUUGUCAUAGUUUCUAAUGAAACCAGUGAAGUAGUUUUUCAUUUAGCAACUACAGGUAAAUUGCAUUUCUUUGUAAUAAAAAUCUGCCUUUUUGCAGAGUUGCCUAAUAUUUUUAUUGGAAGUUGUUAUUGGAACAUGCAUCACCAGAAGGCUGUCAGUAAGAACUGCAGUUAUUAAAGUUAGCCUGAUCCUAUUGAUGAGAAACAGAAAACUGGUUAAGGAAACAUGAAGUUAUUCAUCUUAGGUAUUUUUUCAUCCAUGUAUUUGACUACCUGUUAUGCUUAACUCAAAUCCUACAAGCACAUCACUAAAACUUCCUGCACAUCAUUAAAAUGACUAUGAAGUUAUCCAUUUGUUUUCUAACUAUUUUGUUAUGCCUUUUUCGCCCAUUUUGAAGAUACUAAAGAAAAAAACACUUUCCUGGGGCUACCGAGUAACCAACUCUCAGAAGCAUUUAACAAUUUCUCCCCCUCCCCAAAUUUUGCCAGAUAUGCUGCUGCACAGUAUAUAACAAUAUAACAGUAGUAAUUAACUACUAGCCCUGUUCCAGUUCUUUCUGUCAUGUCCUCUAAAUGGCAGGGCCACUGACACACUUGAAACAGUGAAAUAUUUGAAGAGAUGAGUCAGUGUGUAAAUAAUAUCAUCAAACAUGACAUUCAAAGCAAUAGUUCUGAAAAUGGCUGGUUGUCACAAGUGAUGAUAACUCAUUAUAAAGAUGGAACAAAAAGGAAAAGACUAAUUGAGAGAAUCCACUUUCUAUAACAUCUGUCCUGUUUGUAGGCAAUGGACGUGUUUGUUAUGCCAGUGCGUUUGGAUGCGUAACAUUUUUAUGACUGAGCAUAAAAUAGUUUGCUAUUAAAAAAGGAGAUCACCAAUUGAUAUUUUUUUUUCCUCAAGCACAAAAGGAGAUGGGAUAUUGCUGGAAGCAUUCUUGCUAGGCAAGUCAGGAUAUGUGGAGGAAGAAUACCCCUACUACCAACCAAGGUACCUAUUUUUUCCUUCUUAGAAUCAUAUUCAUGUAGUCCUUCACUUUCAGGAAUACAGGACUUUAAGUAGUAAUUAUAAAGUACAGGGGAAGUCCAGUAUUCCUGAAGUUCCAAAUAACCAUGAGUUUUUAAGAGUGAUCUGGUAAAUCUGAAACAUCAUCUCUGUUAGAAAUGUUUUAUUCUAGUUUCCUUCUGCACAUUUACUGUAAAAAAAGGAGUCCUUAAACAAUCAUCAGUAACAACUUAUAAGAAAAAUGCAUCAACCUCAGAAAUCUAUGAAGCUUCUUGAAGAGUAACUUCAGUAAAGGAUAUUUUCUGUAAUCUACUAGAAUUGCCCCAGGAUAGCUUUCCUUUCUAAAAAGAUGGGAAAAAUAUUAAAAAAAAAAAAGCUAAAAAGCUGAAAGCUCCCAAGUUGACAACAGAAGAAUCCUUUCACUUGUCACAUUCUGAACAGUAUUUCAAGUAUUGCCACAGUUUCUCUCCUGAAACUGAUAAUGCAGCUGUGAUUUCCAGCUCUUACGUGCGUUUCAGCAUUGCAUACUAGUGCAUUAUUAACACCCAACUUUACAUUCAGAGCAAGGAAAGAAAGACUGUCUCAUUGAAAAGUAUAGCAAGUUCUGCCUGGUAGCUCCCAUGUUUUCCUUAGCUUCCACAUUCAAUUGUCAGAGUCAUUGUGUUAAUUAUUAUAAGCACCAUGCAGAACAGCAGCUGGAAGCUAGACAUUGUCUUUAAAUCAGCAUCUAAUCCCCCAGAAUUUCACACCUUUGACUCUAGAAGCUUACUUGGUUUUUGUUCUCUGUCAAAUAAGCAAAAUCAAUUUCUGUAUCUCAGCCUUACUACUAAUCUAUAAAACAGGAAGGUUCGGAGAUAUAUUUACUGUUCUCUACAAGGGAAUGCUACCUCCAGCAAUAACUGUAAGUUACCCUUGCGUCCCUGUUAUGUCCGUCUGUCUCUUUGACAUAAAACUAACUGGAAUGUAUGUCCAGGUGUAGAACUUGGGUGUUAACUCAGAGUUGUUUCAUUUUCAGGAAGUUGUAUAUUAUUAGCUGUUUUAGAACACCAUUUUCUCAGACAUCAUCUAGGCAGGACUUAAAUUAGAAUUUUCCGAUGGUUUGUAGGAUUUUUUGUGAGAUGAAGGAUUAAUCAGAUUGCUAGCUACAUGCAUUGUUAUUUUGCAGAUGUUUCAGAUUAUAGCUGUGAGUAGUUCAUUUAUAGAUCUCAGAUUAUGUAUGCCUUCUCUAAAUUAAAAACUGUUAGCCGUACUUACAAAAAAUGGAUAAGUAAAGCCCUCAAAUAUAGUUGACUGAGGUCAUAGAGUGAAAACAGAAGAGCCAUGAACUACAUUCUUUCUUCCUCUAUCCUCACGGAAUUGAAUGCUUUGUAAAUAAAACUUGGAAUAACUGGCUUUGUGUUUAUAGAUAAAUAUGACCUGUGAACCAGUAUGGUGACCCAGGACUCACAUUGCUGCUAGCAAAGAAGGCUUGGAAAAAAAGUGUUUCUAAAUUGCUACUAUUUGGAACUGUCAUCUAGUUUUAAAAUUCCACAUGUUUAUAGAUAAGUACAUAAUUUUUGCGAGUACAGUAAGAGAGACAGCACAUGCUUCUCCAUUGAAACCUUUCAUCAAUUUAAGGCAAUUAUGCUUUUUAAAAGAAAAAUCAGAUUGAUCAGCGAUUCCUUCUAGAUUACACAUGUUGAAAGUAUGAGCCAGGACUUUCCACCACAAAAAACAGAAGGAUACACACUACUGUCUUUAUAUACAGUCAGCUCAGUCUUUCUCAACAUAUAAAUAAUUCCAUAAUUGUUAAAUGCAUUAGUUACACAAAGUCCUUGGAUUACUGAAAUGUAAACUACUUCACUGUGAUCUCUUGCUUCAAUUAUUAAAGAAACUUUCUGCUCUUUAAAAAGGGCUGCUGUAAAUUUACAGUUCUAGCUGAGCUCUGUUGUAAUAAUCUGGCCUGUUGCAUCUCCCAGAAGUUUCCUAAUUCUGGUGGCUCCAUGUACCACUUUUAUUUACUUCAAAAAAGUUACCCUUGUGACAGUAAAGUUCAAAUAUAUCCCUGCUUUUGUUUGACUCAAAAAUACUGUAGUGAUGUUGAUACUUGGGGCAAUGUGUUUGUAUGAAAAUUGAAGUAAGUAUGAAUCAAAGUGAAGCACAUUGUUCAAAUCAUGUUUUUAAUCAUUACAAACCCUAAAUAUAUCGUUAAUUGUCCACAUCAUAAAAGACAUCAGAAAACCAACAUUCCUGACUGCCUAGUUUACAAUACAGAGCAUCCUACUCCUGAUAGGGAACAAUAUAAAGCUAAAUGUGCUCCUUGAAAAAGGAAUUAUUUUGCUGUCAGACCAGAUCCAAACAGUAUCUUUAACACUAACAGCAGUGACUUAAUUCCAACCGAGCCUUGUUGUAAAAUUCCUUCUUCUUAACAGACCUUUCCAAAUAGUUUCCAAAUACUUUUCAUUAUUGUCAUCCAUUUUGCUUUUAGAAAUUUGACUUCUGUACGUUACAUCCCAUUUAGUUAUACUGGUAACUAUACCAACACCAGCACCGUGAAGUGCUGAGACUUGCAACUUCAGAAGAUAAGCAUUGCUAAGUCAGUAAAAGUCUACGGGGAGCCAAUCUUUCACUAGGUGUCUGAGUUGAUAUGGCUUAACGCAUUUUAAAUAUCACUACAGUAAUUGUUUCAGUUAAAAUCUGUAACACAGUUUGAAGAGCAGCAUUCCUUGCCCAAGAUAUCUCUGCAAUAGUAGUAUUUGUAUUUGAGUCGAACUCAACAGGAAGGUAGAACUGUACCUUCCUUCCUCUCUAGUUUAUCAGGGGAGGGAACUGCUGAGUUCAAGCAGCCAAUUCAGGUGCCGUCAGCAACGCUGGUACGUGGCGUGGACGCAGCCAGGAUGCCGUAGAGAAGGUCUUGCAGUCUGCACGGCCCUUCUUUAUCAUACGCCUACGAUCACUACGAGCCAGUAAUAAAUCCACUGGAGACUGGAAGUUUGUUGUAUCUCCCAGUAUGGCUAAUUCCUUAAGUCACCUGAAGUUGUAGUGCUUAAGGAGAAAUAGUGACAUUUUUUUCUUUGUCACAAAAUGCAGAAGUCGUAUAUACAAUGGGGAGUCUGCAUUAUUUUCCUUUCUUCUGCUUGGUCAUGUCACGAAGUCUUUAAUUGACAUAACAACUAGAAGAAACUUCUCUGUUACCGCUGUUAAUUGUAUCAUUGCCUCUAGCUGACAAGUUAACUUGGUUUUUUGCACCAAGCUUCCCACACAAUUUUCACUAAAAUACUAAAAACAUGUAAUAGGAAAGAACUCAUGAUAUAGGCUCAUCACGCUGGACACAAAAGGCAGGCAAGACUCCUACAAAGGUAUUUUGAGGACUGAAAGCCGGCAGUGAACACCUGAUUUGUCCCUUCUGUUGGAGGAGUGUGUAGUUACGUGCAUGUUCAAAUGACUUCCAGAGAUGAAACUUGGACUAAGAUUGGUAGGACUGCUGUUUUUUUCAGUUGCAUGUGUUACUUUUCCUUGGUGUAAUCGUAGGCAGCUGUAGACGGAGGAGGGGUGUUGGGGAAGGAGGGACUGACCCACUAGUGCACACAAGACUUUUGACAGCAGUAACCUUGAGUGGGGCACAGAUACCGUGUUUAGAUUUCUAUUCGAUUUUGUGCCAAAGUAUGCACCAGCAAGUUUAGUAUCAGGUAAAGCACCUUUUGUACUCUUUGUUGUUUAAAAAUAAUAUAUUUGUGGAACAGACUGAUAAUUACAUAACACUGGAAAUGGGUGCUUCUUCCCACAAGUGCACAUUUAAAAAAAAAAAAAGGCAAACGAAACAACAUUUGUGAGUUAUCUGGCUUUUAAGCAAGUCUGAAAAUUAUAACUAUGUAAUACAGUUGCCAGUUGUCUGUCCUUUAUAAUUUUAAAUAGAUCUGCAUUUUAACUUUAUUUAUUUGCCAAUUUUUUAUAUACUUUAAAGUUACACUUUUGAACUCAAACUAACUUUUCAUUUUCCUAGGCUGUUAAAAAAACAGAAUUUCAGUAUUCUUGUAAACUGCAGACCAUUUUUGAAUAGUCCUUUGUCUUUUCCUAUGGACCAUUUACCACUAAUGAGUCUGCAGUCCCCUUUUUACUGUACUCUU